Messenger RNA from Phyllostomus discolor (pale spear-nosed bat), 3601 nucleotides. It is a transcript of the gene SIK1, whose product is annotated as salt inducible kinase 1. The transcript has 14 exons. The record is from RefSeq and is a predicted model, not a curated record. Gene Ontology annotation, cellular component: cytoplasm. Gene Ontology annotation, biological process: intracellular signal transduction; protein phosphorylation; microtubule cytoskeleton organization. NCBI's taxonomy places the organism in Eukaryota, Metazoa, Chordata, Mammalia, Chiroptera, Phyllostomidae. Gene Ontology annotation, molecular function: protein serine/threonine kinase activity; ATP binding; tau-protein kinase activity. The coding region runs from base 180 to 2531 and encodes 783 amino acids.
GCGCGGCGCGGACUCAGAGCUGACAUGCUGCGCGGCCCGGCAGGCUGUACAAGCGGUGGCUGUGGCGACCCGAGCAGCAGGCGCCAGAGCAGCACGAGCGGUCAAGUGGUCGGUGGGGGCGACGGGGCGAGCGGCGUCCCAGCCUCGGCGUCCCGGAGGCGGCGGAGGUGCCCGGAGCCAUGGUGAUCAUGUCGGAGUUCAGCGCGGCCCCAGCGGGCGUGAGCCAGGGUCAGCAGAAGCCCCUCCGGGUGGGCUUUUACGACAUCGAGCGGACCCUGGGCAAAGGCAAUUUCGCCGUGGUGAAGCUGGCCAGGCAUCGAGUCACCAAAACCCAGGUAGCAAUAAAAAUAAUCGAUAAAACACGCCUAGAUUCAAGCAAUUUGGAGAAGAUAUACCGUGAGGUUCAGAUCAUGAAGCUUCUGAAUCAUCCCCAUAUCAUAAAGCUUUAUCAGGUUAUGGAAACAAAGGACAUGCUUUACAUUGUCACUGAGUUCGCGAAAAAUGGAGAAAUGUUUGAUUACUUGACCUCCAACGGGCACCUGAGCGAGCAUGAAGCCCGGAAGAAGUUCUGGCAGAUUCUGUCGGCCGUGGAGUACUGCCACAGCCGCCACAUCGUGCACCGGGACCUCAAGACCGAGAACCUGCUGCUGGACGGGAACAUGGACAUCAAGCUGGCAGACUUCGGAUUUGGGAAUUUCUACAAGUCGGGAGAGCCUCUGUCCACGUGGUGUGGGAGCCCGCCGUACGCUGCCCCGGAAGUCUUUGAGGGGAAGGAGUACGAAGGUCCCCAGCUGGACGUCUGGAGCCUUGGUGUCGUGCUGUACGUCCUCGUCUGUGGCUCUCUGCCCUUCGACGGGCCCAGCCUGCCCGCGCUGCGGCAGCGAGUGCUCGAGGGCCGGUUCCGCAUCCCCUUCUUCAUGUCUCAAGACUGCGAGACGCUGAUCCGCCGCAUGCUGGUGGUGGACCCCACCAAGCGCAUCAGCAUCGCCCAGAUCCGGCAGCACAGGUGGAUGCAGGCCGACCCCACGCUGUCCCGAGCGUGCCCCGGCAGCGCCGCGCUCAGUUACAACUCCAACCUAGGCGACUACGACGAGCAGGUGCUGGGCAUCAUGCAGACGCUCGGCGUGGACCGGCAGAGGACUGUGGAGUCACUGCAGAACAGCAGCUACAACCACUUCGCGGCCAUUUAUUACCUCCUCCUGGAGCGGCUAAAGGAGUACCGCAGCAGCCCGCCGCUGGCCCGGCCCUGCCCGGCCCGCCAGCCGAGGCCCAGGAGUUCCGAUCACCCCGGUUUGGAGGUGCCUCAGGAAGUCCUCCCCAGUGACGCGUUCCGGUCCUCCCUGCUGUGCCCGCAGCCCCAGGCCUUGGGGCCGUCCGUCCUGCAGGCCGAGAUGGACUGUGACCUCCACAGCUCGCUCCAGCCCUUGCUCUUCCCUGCGGACGCCAACUGCAACAGCGUGUUCCGGCAGCGCUCCGUGUCUCCCGGCGGCCCGCUGGGCAUGGCCAUCGGCGAGGAGGUCCGGCAGGGCCAGGGCUUGAAGGAGGAGCCGGAGGCGCAGAGGCCCCUGCCUGGCAGCACGGGCCGCAGGCACACGCUGGCCGAGGUGUCCACCCUCUCCCCAUGCGCCCCUCCAUGCAUCGUCAUCUCCUCCUCCGCGGCGAGCCCUGCAGAAGGCGCCAGCUCCGACAGCUGCCUGACCUUCUCAGUGGGGGACAGCCCGGCGGGGCUCAGUGGACGCCUGGCCGCCCACGGGCUGGUGGGCACCUGCUCCCCGCUCAAACUGGCCUCACCGCUGCUGGGGACCCAGUCUGCCACCCCGGUGCUGCAGGCCCAGGGGGCCCUGGGCGGCGUUGCCCUGCUCCCCGUCAGCUUCCAGGAGGGCCGGAGGGCUUCGGACACCUCGCUCACUCAAGGCCUGAAAGCCUUCCGGCAGCAGCUGAGGAAGAACGCGAGGACCAAAGGGUUCCUGGGCCUGAACAAGAUCAAGGGGCUGGCUCGCCAGGUGUGCCAGCCCUCCUCGAGCCGGGCCACGCGGGGCGGCCUGAGCGCCUUCCCGCUGCCCACACAGAGCCCGGGCCUGCACGGCAGCGGGGCCGGCAGCCGGGAGGGCAGAAGCCUGCUAGAGGAAGUGCUGCACCAGCAAAGGUUGCUGCAGCUACAGCACCACCCAGCAGCCCUGCCCAGCUGCCAGCAGGCACCCCACCUGCCCCCGGCCCCCCUGGUCCUGGCCCCCUGCGACAGCGCCCUCCUUGUGUCGGGACUCCAGAAGGAGCUGGGGCUGGGGCCCGGCCCGCUGCUGCCGCCCCACCUCCUCCAGGCCGGGGUGUCCCCGGUGGCCUCCGCAGCCCAGCUCCUGGACACCCACCUGCACAUCAGCACCGCCACAGCGCCCCUGCCUGCCGCCGCGCCCCUGCAGCCGCACUUCGCCGUGCUGCCCCCGGGUUUUGACCCCGUGGGGCUGCCACGCGGGGACUGUGAGAUGGAGGACCUGACCUCAGGCCAGCGGGGCACGUUUGUCCUGGUGCAGUGAGGGCGCCGCCCCCACCCUCCUCCCGCACGGGCUGCGACUCCUCGAAGCAAUAACCUCAGUAUGUGAAGGCGAUUCUGGACUCCAAGCCAAUGACUUCUUAGAAGCGAAACAAGCAAUACGUUUGGUGUUUUGGCUUUUUAGUUUUAUUUUCUCCUUGCACUGAGCAACUGCUGCCAUGAGUAGGGACUGGAAAGUUUCUGAAGAAAAAUAAUAAUUGAGGGUGUGUCGUGGGGGCGGGUGGACCUGAGGGGAAGAAGGGAAGUGAGGUGGGACAGAGGGCAGGGCCGGCUCUGCUUGCCGGGCCUGCCCAGCGGCUGGAGGGGCAGGUGGCUCCCUUGUCCGCGGGCGCUGUGGGGCACAGAGGCCAUGGCCUUGGAUAGAGCCGUGGUGUGAGCCGUGUGCCUCGGGAGUGAGCGUGGGCAUCUCCACCGCGUGUGCGUGCGUGCCGUGUUCAGUGGUAUCCUUCUUUUAAAGUAACAGUUCUCCACUUCCUGACACAUUUACGCUUCAGACGAAAGCUGUGAACUUUGUGCUUUAUGUAUCAGUUUUCAAAAAGCUCUGGGGGCCGGCCCAGGAGAAGAUAAUCUGCAAAAUCUUGGAAUUCUCUCCCCCGAAGUCAGUAAACAGAGGAUCACUUUUUCUUUUUUUAACUGAGGAGUUUUGUAAACUGCUCAAGGGUCAGUUCCGGGACUCGUCCUCCGAGCUGCUACGAGGGGGAGCCUCGCGGGGCGGGCCGGCUGCGGGGCGGGCUCUGGCGCGGCGCUGGCUCUGGCGCGGCGCUCGGCAGCACCGGGCCGGGGGCCUGCCAGGGAAGUUACCUCCUGCUGCACAUCUUUCCGCUGCUAAUUACGUUUUAUGCAUUUCAUUAUCAGGGUCCAAAAACGAACAACUGACGGGGAGGGGCGUGCAAUACGGUGAGGCCAGGCUGGGCACGGGUCACUGCCGGUGGAGGGCCCGCCUUCCCCGGGCCCGCGCCUGCCUGGCUUUUGCUCAAGAAGGUGGAAUGAGAGGUGGGGUCAGUGUUGUUCAGCUUUGUUCCUUCGUAAGCAGAUACUGUACAUGUGUAUAAA